GCCAGAGGGGCGGAGCGUGGGCUUGGAUUGGCUCCGUUGGAGACGGCGACGUGGCUGAAGAAGGCCGGUUUGUUUCUGAAUUGAGGCUCAAGCACUCCGGCUCAGGAUUGGUGCUGGGCUGGGCCCGGGUCUUUGGCCGGAAGCGGAAGUGGAGAAAGGAUGCAGGACCAUCAGCACGUGCCAAUCGACAUCCAGACCAGCAAGCUGCUCGAUUGGCUGGUGGACAGAAGACACUGUAACCUAAAAUGGCAAAGCCUGGUGCUGACCAUCCGGGAAAAGAUCAACACCGCCAUCCAGGACAUGCCAGAGAGCCAGGAGAUUGCCCAGCUGCUCUCUGGAUCCUACAUUCAUUACUUUCACUGCCUAAGAAUAGUGGACCUCCUUAAAGGCACCGAGGCGUCCACCAAAAAUAUUUUCGGCCGGUACUCUUCACAGCGGAUGAAGGAUUGGCAGGAGAUCAUAAGUCUGUACGAGAAGGACAACACGUAUUUAGUGGAACUCUCUAGCCUCCUGGUUCGGAAUGUCAACUAUGAGAUCCCCUCGCUGAAGAAGCAGAUUGCCAAGUGCCAACAACUGCAGCAAGAAUACAGCCGCAAGGAGGAGGAGGGCCAGGCUGGGGCUGCUGAGAUGCGCGAGCAGUUCUACCACUCCUGCAAGCAGUACGGCAUCACGGGAGACAAUGUCCGAAGAGAGCUGCUGGCCCUGGUGAAGGACCUGCCAAGUCAGCUGGCUGAGAUAGGAGUGGGAGCUCAGUCCCUGGGGGAAGCCAUCGACCUGUAUCAGGCCUGUGUAGAGUUUGUGUGUGACAGCCCCACAGAACAGGUGCUGCCCAUGCUGCGGUAUGUGCAGAAGAAGGGGAACUCAACGGUGUAUGAAUGGAGGACGGGGACAGAGCCCUCUGUGGUGGAGCGGCCACAACUGGAGGAACCUCCCGAGCAGGUGCAAGAAGAUGAGAUCGACUGGGGUGACUUUGGGGUGGAGGCUGUUUCCGACUCUGGCAUCUCUGCUGAGACUUCUGGAAUAGACUGGGGUAUCUCCGUGGAGUCAGAGUCCAAGGUUGCUGGGGCUGACAGGAUCGACUGGGGCGACGAUGCUGCUGCUUCGGAGAUCACUGUGCUGGAGACAGGAACCGAGGCUCCAGAAGGUGUUGCCAGGGGCUCAGACGCUCUGACUCUUCUCGAAUACCCUGAGACUCGGAAUCAGUUCAUUGAUGAGCUCAUGGAGCUUGAGAUCUUCUUGUCUCAGAGAGCAGUAGAGAUGAGUGAGGAGGCCGACAUCCUGUCCGUGAGCCAGUUCCAGCUGGCUCCUGCCAUCCUUCAGGGCCAGACCAAAGAGAAGAUGCUCAGCCUGGUGUCCACACUACAGGAACUGAUCGGCCGGCUCACCAGUCUCCGAAUGCAGCACCUGUUUAUGAUUCUGGCCUCACCAAGGUAUGUGGACCGCGUGACAGAGUUCCUCCAGCAGAAGCUCAAGCAGUCACAGCUGUUGGCUUUGAAGAAGGAACUGAUGGUGGAGAAGCAACAGGAGGCGCUUCAGGAGCAGGCAGCUCUGGAGCCCAAGCUGGACCUGCUGCUGGAGAAGACCAGAGAGCUGCAGAAGCUGAUUGAAGCUGACAUUUCCAAGAGGUACAGUGGCCGACCUGUGAACCUGAUGGGAACCUCUCUGUGAUGCGUCCCUCUGUGUCCUCCAGUUGGCGGUGGGACAGCCCAGGCUGAUGCCACUGGGCCGCACCAGCAAAAAGCCAGGUGGACCUGGAGACAGAGCCACGAGGAAGGGUUGCCUUGAGUGGCUCUGUGGCCUGUCAGCCUUAAGGCACAGCUGCUGCUUCCAGUUAUCAAGUGAGGCUCAAUAAAAAGGAAAUGACUCCCUUCA
Messenger RNA from Mastomys coucha (southern multimammate mouse), 1872 nucleotides. RefSeq names its product CDK5 regulatory subunit associated protein 3 (gene Cdk5rap3). Gene Ontology annotation, biological process: regulation of cyclin-dependent protein serine/threonine kinase activity; regulation of mitotic cell cycle. The coding region runs from base 160 to 1668 and encodes 502 amino acids. NCBI's taxonomy places the organism in Eukaryota, Metazoa, Chordata, Mammalia, Rodentia, Muridae. The record is from RefSeq and is a predicted model, not a curated record. Gene Ontology annotation, cellular component: endomembrane system. The transcript has 14 exons.